CCAAAUUCGACAAGAGAAAAACCACACAACAUGUCGGGAGUCAAGAGACCAAGAGAAUCGAAGACAAACGAAAUUAGAAUUGCCUCUUAUGCCGAAGAGCCAUCUGCUGUGGUUGGAUCAUUCUUCAAUGGGUUGUCUGUUCCUACUCUGACUGAGUUUGACUUAUACAAACAUAAGAAAUCUGAUAAAUAUGUUGUCCAUGGUGAAACGGAAACUUUAGAUUACAAUGGAGAGAGUCUUGCUGACGAGCUGAACGACUAUUUUGUUGCAUUGUACGAUCCAUUGAACAAGUCUGUUGAUUUGUACAAGGCUCCAUUUGUCGAUGCCAAGGUCACAGCAAGAACCAAGCGUGUGUUCAAAGGUCCUUCUGUUAGACAAGCUGGUGUCAGAAAUGUCACUCAACGUAAUGCAUUGGGUGAAGCUUUCGGUACCAAGAAAGCUAAGGCUGCCAUCACCAACUUGGAAAAGAACAGAAUUGAUUCUGAGAAGUUACAAGAUAUUGAAUUAGAUAUCGUGGACAACGUCAAACUGUCAACCCAAGAUUUGCCAACCAGAGAAAAGAUGGCCGAAAGCGUCACCAACGACAGACCCACUCCUUUGGCUAACGUCGACGCUACAAACGUUGAAGAUAUCUACCCAUUAGUCAAUAUAAUACCGAAGAAGGACUGGACUUUCUUGCGUAUUGGUCCUUUCUUGAGCGAGGAAGAUGAAAAGAAAAGAAUUGAAUUGUUGCCUUACAGUGGCUCCAAUUACAUCAACAAGCAUCUCACAUUAUUGGUAGCACAAAAGAACUCCGAAAAAUUGCAAGUGUUAAUCUAUGCUUCACUUUUAUUUGGUGUCUACGAAAACAGAAGAGUCAGAGACAAGCAAUCUUUGAUGACCAGAUUACAAAACAAACCUUCUGAAGUAUUAGUAGAUGGUAUCUUGGAAAAGUUUGCUAUUGCCCGUUCUUCCCAAGUAGGUAAGUCGAAGGACCGAUCUUUUGUCAUCGAUCCUCAUCACGAAGAUAUGUUAUUGUGUUACCUAUUGGCCCUUAUCCUUCACAUAGACAACUUCAUGGUCGAAUUGCCACCAUUGGCUAACGAGUUAAACAUGAAGCCUACAAGAUUAACUGGCUUGUUCAAGGCUUUGGGUGCGGUAAUCAAGGCUGCCACUGUUGGCCAAGCCGAAGCCUUUGGUAUUCCAAAGGCCGCUGCAAGCACCUACAAGAUUGCUUCCUUGAAGGUCCCUUUCAAGUUACCAGAAAUGACCAGAAGGGGCAAGCGUGGUGGUCGUUGAAGUGACCAAAAAGUUGCAUAACUUGUAUAUUAUUCAAAUAUUGACAAUCAAAUAAAUUUUAUUGUUCAACUU
Molecule: messenger RNA, 1350 nt
Organism: Scheffersomyces stipitis CBS 6054
Lineage: Eukaryota; Fungi; Ascomycota; Pichiomycetes; Serinales; Debaryomycetaceae
Gene: RPA49
Product: DNA-directed RNA polymerase I subunit
Exons: 1
Coding region: 31-1278 (415 amino acids)
Biological process (GO): transcription elongation by RNA polymerase I; RNA polymerase I preinitiation complex assembly; nucleolar large rRNA transcription by RNA polymerase I
Cellular component (GO): RNA polymerase I complex
Molecular function (GO): DNA binding
Source: RefSeq, a predicted model, not a curated record